AUGGCCCCACCUAAAACCACACUUAAUUUCAAGAAGCACCAAUUCAGAAUGGCGAUGCUCUCACAGACAAUAAAAGCAUUAGCAUUCAAGACAAGAAAAUUAUUCCAAAAGGGUGAUCAAGUUGAUGUGGCAAGUCAAGAAUAUGGCUUCAUAGGCUCUUACUACACCGCAACUAUUGUUUCUUUCGAUUGCACUAAUUUUCAGUACAGAGUCAAGUACAAGACUCUGUUGACUGAUGAUAAGUCUGCGCCAUUAGAGGAGACUGUCACUGCCGCCGAGGUCCGCCCUCUGCCACCUGAUAAAAAUGAAACUACGCCAGAAAACGACUUUCACAUGUACGAUAUGGUUGAUGUAUUUGACAACGAUGGCUGGUGGAUUGGAUUUAUAUAUUGGAAAAUUGGAACAAAGUGCUAUGUCUACUUUCCUACUACUGGGGAUAAAAUUGCAUAUCCUUCUCAUGUGUUGAGAUUUCAUCAAGAAUGGUCUAAUGGCAUGUGGAAUUCUUCCAAUAAAAGGGAGGAUGUUGACUUAUAUUGA
This is a messenger RNA of Nicotiana tabacum (common tobacco), 537 nucleotides long. RefSeq names its product protein AGENET DOMAIN (AGD)-CONTAINING P1-like. The record is from RefSeq and is a predicted model, not a curated record. NCBI's taxonomy places the organism in Eukaryota, Viridiplantae, Streptophyta, Magnoliopsida, Solanales, Solanaceae.